AUGUCUUCCUUUUUGGUGACUAUCAACAUACUUCUACUUCUUCAUAGUGCAGCAAAUGCUGAGGAAUUGCGGGCUCACCCAUUCACUGAUGUUACCCUCUCUUGCCAUUUCUCCUUUGUGAAGGACACAGAGAAUCUUGAGUUUUCUUGGAAAAGAGAAGACAUCAUAGAGGAAUAUGAGGUAGAGGAUGACAAGGAAUAUUAUCGCUUUUUAAGGCAUUAUGACAUUUUUGAAGUUUUCUCGAAGUUGGUUUACCAGUUCCACAAUAAUACAGAGCAGUUGGAGGACCAGAACUCCCUAUAUGAAGGAAGGGUCUCUGUGGAUCGAGAUGAAAUCUUUGAGGGGACUCUAUCACUUUUGUUAAGAAAUGUGGAUUUCUUGGAUGAAGCUGUGUACAAGUGCUCAGCUAUCACACCAGAUGGAAGAGGGGAAAGUACAAUUAAACUAAUAGUAGAAGACUCUGAAAUGCCCCUGGUGCAGUUCAGUAGAAUGGGCGAUGAAGACGUAGCCACUUGUAUCUCCAAGGGCUGGUAUCUCGCACCCAACGUGACAUGGCUGGACCGUGCAGAGAGAGACCUGAGCAACCACAGCACAGUGGAGGUCCUCGAGGAGCAACUGAAUGGCUUCUACAGGGUGUUCUCUGUCCUGAAAUACCCUGUCAGGCUCCAUGAGAAAUAUGUGUGUUACAUAACAGAGACGGACGUGAAUAACCAGCCUUUCCGGAUCAUCCGCAAGUAUCCAAUUCCCUGA
Ochotona curzoniae (black-lipped pika) is the source of this 750-nucleotide messenger RNA. RefSeq names its product butyrophilin subfamily 2 member A2-like. The record is from RefSeq and is a predicted model, not a curated record. Bases 1 to 750 code for a protein of 249 amino acids. The transcript has 5 exons. NCBI's taxonomy places the organism in Eukaryota, Metazoa, Chordata, Mammalia, Lagomorpha, Ochotonidae.